UGAUGAUCUAAAUUCUAAUUUCGUCUGAAUCGAAUUCAUUAGAAGCAAUGGUAUUGGUAACAACAUCAUCUUCUUCAUCUGAGCGUGUCCCUGCAAUUGAGUUCCUUAUCCAAUCAGCUCAACUCCUGCAAGUUCCCCCCAUUGUUAAGUACUCCGCAUUGUCCUUGUUCGCUGAUCGCUUCCUUCCUUCUUUACCCGCCGACUCACCCAACUGGUUAUUGCAACCCCUCACCGAAAGCGCAUUGCAGCUGUUUGUGCUUAUGUCUCUGUGGAUUUCAAGCAAAGUAAGCCUUCAAUUUCAGUCAUUUCGAUCCAGGCUGGCACACUGUGACUCUCUUCACAUACAUCUGCAGAUGCAUGAUACUCAACCACUCUCCGCUACUUGUUUGAAGUCGUUGGCCGAUAAAUCCAUCAAGGAACAGCACUACACCACUCGAAAUUUCAUCGAAGCAGAGAUGCUCUUCAUGCAGGUGUUGAAUUUUGAGAUUGGGACAACAAAUAUUACAUUUGUGUACCUUGAAGAGCUUUGGAUUCAAUUCAAGGGAGUGACAAAAGUUGGUGAGCUGAUUGACUUCGAUGUUUGCAUGGAUGUUAUGGAUCUGCUCUAUGAAAAGGAGGAGACAUCGUUUCUUUAUAGGUCUCCUCAUUCCCUAGCUGCAUCAAUCUUGGUUGUGUCAUACAUAAUAACAGUCCCUAAACAGAAAUGGGAAUUCCCGGUUCUUGCAUGGGUCAAUUUUGUGACCUCGUAUAAGGAAGAAGAUAUCAUGAAAAGGGUGAUGGAGAUUCUCAAGCAUGUGCUUGAACCUUCUUGAGAUAUCAGGAUGAUGUCUUGAAUGAGCUGAAACGUCACAUUCUUGGUGGACUUUGGAUGUAUUUUGGGUGAUCACCAUCUAAUUCUUCCUCCUGAAUGGUGUUUCAGUUGGUGGCUGCAUAAGAAAUUAGACAUUUAGGAUUGUAAAAAGGUUUUUGGGGAUAAACAUUUAGCCAUAUUAGAGAAAAAUCUUCAGCUCAUUAAAAAUUGAAGAAAUAUUACUCAUUUACUCUUCUGUUUAUCCAGACAUUGUGAUGGAAAUUUGGUUUGCAUGAUUAGACCAGCUACUUGUCUUCUAUGGCGUGUCAAGUCAGGUUCAAUCUCCCUUGAGAAUCUCAUUUAAUUCAUCAGUUAACUAAAAAGAAUGCUUUUAAAAAAGGACCUGGUCAUGAUUGAUUUGGAGGAAAACUCUUCAAUGGUGCUUGUGUUCAAAUUCACAGUUUAU
Molecule: messenger RNA, 1256 nt
Organism: Lotus japonicus
Lineage: Eukaryota; Viridiplantae; Streptophyta; Magnoliopsida; Fabales; Fabaceae
Product: cyclin-J18
Exons: 9
Coding region: 48-812 (254 amino acids)
Source: RefSeq, a predicted model, not a curated record